CUGAAAAUACAGUCAGAACAGCUGUAAAUGUUUUAAACGACCUUUUAAACAUCGCUGGUUAAUUAUCUUUUAAUAACAAUUAGCGUUAAAGAAAGUGAGCUAUAAGCUACAGCUUAUGCUAAUACAUGAGAGGCACAGGCUGGGGCUAAUAGAGCUUAACUAUCAUAAGUUAUAGGCCUAUCAAUAUAUGUCUCAAAUAGAAAAAAAGAUAAUUGCAGUUAUGAACAAUCUGUCACUUGCAAACAAGGCCACCGAUGGCUCCCCCAGUGGACAAGUUUUAGUGUCACCAACUCCUCCCAGCUAUGAGGAAGCCACUGCAGGCACCAGUGCUCCUUGCUACAGUGAUGGUGACAUGCUGACAGAGUUCACCUGGGAUGAUCGCAACAUCAGGAGGGUCUUCAUCCGUAAGGUGUACGCCAUCUUGAUGAUCCAGCUUUUGGUCACUCUCGCUAUUGUGUCUCUUUUCACAUUCUGUGACCCUGUGAAGGACUACAUUCAAACCAACCCUGGGUGGUACUGGGCCUCUUACGCUGUGUUCUUUGUCACAUAUCUGACCCUGUCUUGCUGCUCUGCACCAAGGAGACAGUUUCCAUGGAAUCUGAUUCUGCUAGGUAUCUUUACCCUCUCGCUGUCCUACAUGACAGGGAUGUUGUCCAGCUUCUACAACACAAAGUCAGUGGUGAUGUGUCUGGGCAUCACAGCAGCAGUCUGUCUCCUAGUCACAAUCUUCAGCUUCCAAACUAAGUUUGAUGUGACAUCAUACCAAGGUGUGCUCUUUGUGUUCUGCAUGGUCAUGUUCAUCUCUGGACUGGUGUUGACGCUUGUCCUUCCCUUUCAAUAUGUACCCUGGUUGGAUGCCACCUAUGCUGCCUUGGGAGCCAUACUGUUUACCAUGUUUUUGGCAUUUGACACGCAGCUCCUCAUGGGAAACAAACGCUACGCCAUGAGUCCAGAGGAGUACGUCUUCGCCACUCUCAACCUCUACCUAGAUAUCAUCUAUAUCUUCUCCUUCUUCCUCCAAAUCUUUGGAACAAAACGAGAAUAAACUAUCGCUCCACCUUU
Molecule: messenger RNA, 1062 nt
Organism: Micropterus dolomieu (smallmouth bass)
Lineage: Eukaryota; Metazoa; Chordata; Actinopteri; Centrarchiformes; Centrarchidae
Product: protein lifeguard 2-like
Exons: 12
Coding region: 188-1045 (285 amino acids)
Biological process (GO): negative regulation of apoptotic signaling pathway
Cellular component (GO): Golgi apparatus; membrane; endoplasmic reticulum
Source: RefSeq, a predicted model, not a curated record